AACAAUCAAAACAUAACAAAUAAGCCAAUAAAAUACCAAAAAUAGAAAAUAUUUCUUCAGAUUCCUCUAAAUUGUCGUUAAACAAGAGGAUAGAGCUUUGGCUUGAAAAAUAAAAUAUUGUUUAAAAAAUGGCCAAGACCCUGGACGAAUUUACUAAAAAUCUGAAUACCCUCCAACAAGAGCUGAACCCAUACAUUGCUUGCAAAUCAUAUGAUUUGGGUCAAUCCCGAGAAGAAAUAAGCAGUUUAAAGGACAAAAAUGAUAAUUUAGAGUUAGAGGUCAGCCCUGCAAUUUCCUUAAUAAAGCAAUACUGUAGGACAUGCCUUAUCGAAACUGAUUCAUUUAUUGAUGUAAAUAGCUCAAGUUACUUACUGGGAUUAUUCAAUAUGGUUCUUUCUAAUGUAAACUUAGGUCUUACAAAGAAUCCAGUAGUAUGCCAGAAAUGUUUUAAAAAAUUAGAAGAAUGUGGUAGCUUUCUAACAGAAUGCAAUCAAGUUGAAAUGAAAUUGCAAAAUUUUUGUAUUCUAAAUGAGAAUUUGGAAGCUGUAAGUAUAGAUGACUAUUUUAGACAUAUUAAUGAAGAGCUUGUGAAGCUGGAAGACCAAAAGAGUGAAGACCUUCAAAGUUUUACUUAUGAAGAACAUGAAGUAGAUGAUAUUGAUGUUAAAAGCGAAGAUGAAUCAGAUAUAGAACUACAUAAAAGACAAAAAACUAGAAGAAAACGAACCAAACAGUUAAUAGAAAAACAAAAAAGAAGCAGAAAGAAAAUGAACAGAGCCAAUGAUCUAGCAAACACAUCUGUGAAAUGUGAAACUUGUGAUCAAAAAUUUACUUCUAAAUGGGCAUUGGAUAGGCAUCUUCCAGUUCAUAAUAAGAAAAAUACUCAAUACUUUUGUAGUACAUGUGAUUUAAAGUUUAAAUAUAAGUAUAGCUAUGAAAAGCAUUUGUUGGCUCAUAAUUUGGGUGGACCAAUAAAUAAGCCUUUUGGGUGUUCGUGCGGCAAAUCUUUUAAUAGGAGGGCCAAGUUACUAAAACACCAAGAAAUCCAUGUUAAGAAGGACAGACCUUUUGGAUGUCACAGUUGUGGUAAAAGGUUCUUGGAUGAGCAGGGUCUCAACGGCCAUAUAGAGAGAGUCCAUGUAAGUGAAAAAGCAUUCAGCUGUGAAUUAUGUGGGAACAAAUAUACCAGCAAAGCUGGCCUGGACGUCCAUGUGAAAACCCACUUCAGAGAUGAAAACCCCAAACCUGUGCCGGAUCUUAUGUGUGAUAUUUGUGGAAAAUUAUUUUUCAGAAAGUAUGGAUUGGAAAAGCAUCACAUGAGCCACACAGGGGAUAAACCUCAUAAAUGUGACGAGUGCGGCAUGUCAUUUAAAGAAAGAUAUCAGUUAACUAUUCAUAUGCGCCGUCACACUGGUGAAAAACCAUUUGGAUGUGACGUCUGCGGUUUCAAGUUUCCUAGUAAAAACAGUUUGGCCGUCCACACGAGGAUUCACACGGGCAUACGGCCUUUUCCUUGUCAAUUUUGUGAUAUGGCCUUCACGAGGAAUGAUCAUUUGGUCAAACAUAUACGGGCCAUACACACGGGAGAGCGGCCGUUCGAAUGUGAUAUUUGUAAAAAGACUUUUAAUAGGAAAGAUUAUUUAUUAAAACAUAAAAAAGUACAUGUAGCCCGAGAGGUUAAGAUAAAAGUUGAAUUGGGAGAAAUAUUAGAAAAACAAGAAAUCAGGGUUAGUAUGAAUGCUACUUAGAGUAAGUAAAACCUUCAUUUUAAUGCAUUAUAUGGUUUUAAACUGAACACAUUUAAUUUAUAUUUGGACGUAGUUAUGCAGAAAACUUCCAACCUUCAAAAGUAGAGUUUUGAGUAAAUCAAUAUUAUUAAUUUUUUUAACAGUAAUUUAAUAGUAUACAUUACAGUAUAAUUCAAAAAUUGUUUUUUUUAUUUUUAUUCGGCAAAAUAUCCCAUUUUUAACAAAGCGAAACUAAGAGAAAAAUAUUUUGUUCAAUAUUUUGAAAAUUCAGCAAUUUUUUUGGGGUUGGUUGCUUUCUGCAUUAUUAUGUAUUAUUAAAAUAUUAAUAAAAUUCAAAAGAUCUUUACAAAAGAAAAAUCAUUUAUUGAUAAAAAAAAUCAUUAAACAUCUUCAAGUUUAAAAUCAAGACUAGCUAUGUUAUACUUGUCAAUAUCUUCUUCAAUGUUGUCAUCUCCUUGUAUUUUUUUGGAGAAAUCUUGGCAAUCUGAUGGGAUAAGAUGCAUCAUUUCGUUAAUAUUUGCAAGUUUUUUUUGCAGCGAUCAUCUUACCAUUGGGCCAUAGCGUACUCAUAAAAAAAAAGUCUUCUAUUUUUAUUUUCGUGCUAUUCCUUCCUUCCUUCUUUUUAAUAUCAAUCUUGUGUACAGGUGCUUCAAAUGAAUCGUGCUGAACAGUAAGCAGAAAUGGUUCAUCUUUUUUUAAUAUAAUCGAUCUUAUUUUUAACCAGUUUAUUUUUUGUCCGUCGAUGCUUGUUUUUCUGUUGACGAUUUUUUUUCAAUCAUAUUGACACUCAAAAAAUCACAGCUAUUCAUUUCCGUUACCACAAAAGGUUUUUUUUUCGACAUUGUUUCAUUACCUUUACAUAUUCGGAGGGUAGAUAGAAUCUUUGCUGGUUUUUUAAUGCCGACUCAAUUUGAGCAAAAUCAGAGUCAUUGGGUAAAAAACUGGCCUGAACAUAAAAAUUUUAAAGUAAUAUCAGUCAAAGUAGAUGAUUCAUGUAAGAUAGCUUUUAACAUAAGAGUUAGUUUAAUAUUGCGGUUUUGUCCAUCGCAUGAAUCACUCCAGAGAAUAAGAUGUUGGACGCUUUUUUCUAUGUGAGCAUUUAUGUGUUUAAGAACGCAGGAACCUACCUCUUAAGCCCCUCUUCCUGCAACGCCUUCAGCCCAAACGUAACAGAAUCCCUGAUCUUGCUUUCCGUUAUGAAUACCACAGUUGUAUACCCAGAGCUGCCUUUUAUAGAAUACAAUGUUUGUCGGUAUUCUUGGUAAAGGUAAUGUUUUUUCUAAAUCAAAUGUAAGGCACUCAUAUUUUUCAUUUUCUUUUGCCAACUGAAAGUCACGUCUUCUUAAAUAUUGAGCAUUUUCUGCGUCUUUUAGGUGAUUGGUUUUGAAUGCUUUCUUUUUUUUCGGUUCUAUUUCGUUAUCAAUUUGUAUCUUUAAUCUAUCGCACCUAUAACAGGUAUCUUUUUUGAGUGUCUUGAAUUUUAAAUUAAAUCGUUGGUAAAAUAUUUUUUUAUAGGAUGGCAUGCUUACAGCUUUUUCAGUUUCUUGGCUAUACAUCUCGUACAUUUUCUGUAUUGUCAUUUCCGGGGGCAAAAAUUCAGCGUUCUCUGCGAUAGUGAGAUUUAUAUUUCGGAAUUUUUUUAAUUUGUUCAAUCACCUGAAUUUUCGCCUCUGAAAGUUUAUUUUGCCCUCCUUGUUUAAUACCUCUUUGGUUAGUUAAAUAAAUUUCACCUCUAAAUUUCUUAAGGGCGCUAUUAACUCUAAAUGUUGUAAUGUUAAACGUUCUAAUAAACAUUUCACCGCAUACCACUUUGCCUUGUAUUUUAUAGGUCCUGGAGAAUUUUCCUUUUUCUGGGUUUUUACCAUGAACACGUUUUUUCGGAAGCUGCUAUACUCCCGCUGCGAUAAAAUUUACCUGGCAAUCAUAUGACCCUAAUGACCAGAAUCUUUCAAACUCUAACUUUCGUAUCUCGACAGGUACAUGUUCGCCACAUUUUAAAGUGCAAUUACAAUCGUAAUUUAUAAAUUCUUUUGGUCUAAUUUCUCUCCCCUUAUAGUUGUAAUAUUGUUCAUUGCUAUUCCUUUUCUUUUUCCUUUCUGUCCUGUUUUGAUUUUCGAAUUUCCUUUUUCUUCCUUUUUUUGGUCUUCCCGCGUAAACUUUUUCUAAGGUGGUUUCUAUUAAAUCACUAUCAACAACGACAUGUUUUGAAAAUGUUGGUUCAUAAUCUGAGCUAGAAGAUUCAUCACUUAAAGCUUCGUAAUUGGUCAUCUUUGGGAUCAUAACCACCGGAACGGUUUAUUUCCAAAUGGCGAACAUCUAAAAUAAAACAGCAAUUAUCAACCAAAAACAAUCAUCAAAACAUGUAAUUUUCUUACUAUGAAACGUUUGAGUCAAUAAUUUCUCUUCCUCCCUGAUAAAAAAUAACUUACCUCUUUCCUUGCCCUCUUGUUCUUUUUGUUGAAGUAGAUUAAAAAUCUUAACUAGUACGGGAACUAAACAUGUUGUAUCACAAAAUAACACACUUUUUACUUAUAAAAUUUCAUUGAAAUACUCACAUUUUUGAAAAUUUAUCACUAGCCAAAAUACACAAAACAACAAUAUAAUUUUAAGGUUAUGUGAAGAUUCCAUAACGCAAAAAACUACCAACCAACGCAGUAUCGUCAACAAUUCUCUUGCAUUUAACAGAUUUUUAUUUAGGCAGAAAGCAACCAACCCACUUGGUCGCAUUACAUCACUAUUGAUGCAAACCAAGUGGAUUGGUAUUUUUCUGCAAAAACCGAAAUCUUAGAAGGUUAACAAAAUGGGUUGGUUAAUACAAUGAUAGUUAUUAAUUUUAGUUCGUAGGUUUCUGUAGUUUAAAAUAUUUAACAUGUAGAUAAAUUUUAUGUGCUUAGUACGAAUUUAAGCCUAUUGUGGGUUGGUAGCAUUCUGCAUAACUACGUCCAUUUGUAUGUUAACAGGUUAAGUUAGGAGCAUAGCUAUACCAACACAGACAAAUUGUUUUUUUCUCAUAAAAGAGCAAAUUUUUUGAUUUGCAAAGUGAAACCUCAUAUUUAUAUGUUUCUAUGUAAUUUAUACAUUAAUUUAUUGUUAUUAGAUAUAGGUUUUAGAAUAUUUUCAACAAUAAAGGCAUCACUUUCACACUGUAAAUAGGUUGGGGUAGGUAUAUUAUUUAUUUUUUAUAUUAUAUACUGGAAAAAAUGAAAUUCGUAUAAAGCAAAUUGUUUAUUAAUUUAUACAUAUGUAGAUAUUGUUUUAUGUUACUGAUAUUUUUAAAUAAAUUAUAUUUUAUGUGCAAUAAUAUACUGUUUUUAAAAUAAAUUAGAAAGAAAUCUAUAAUA
Molecule: messenger RNA, 5089 nt
Organism: Anthonomus grandis grandis
Lineage: Eukaryota; Metazoa; Arthropoda; Insecta; Coleoptera; Curculionidae
Product: zinc finger protein OZF-like
Exons: 3
Coding region: 129-1748 (539 amino acids)
Biological process (GO): regulation of DNA-templated transcription
Cellular component (GO): nucleus
Molecular function (GO): zinc ion binding; DNA-binding transcription factor activity, RNA polymerase II-specific; RNA polymerase II cis-regulatory region sequence-specific DNA binding
Source: RefSeq, a predicted model, not a curated record